GCCAUGGUCCCUAUAAAUAACCUCAGGAGUGACGCCGAGUUCUAGAUUCUAGCAAGAUCCUUGACCAUGAGGUGGAUCCUGUUUUUCGGUGCCCUUUGGGGGCAUAUCUACUGUCGAGAAACAUUUGUGGGAGACCAAGUUCUUGAGAUCAUACCAAGGAAUGAAGAACAAAUGAAAACUCUGGCGGAACUGGAGGCUGAGGAAGAUCUUCAGCUCGAUUUCUGGAAAUCACCCACCACACCAGGGGAGACAGUCCAUGUCCGAGUGCCCUUUGUCAGUGUCCAGGCAGUGAAGGUUUUCUUGGAAUCCCAGGACAUUGCUUACUCCAUCAUGAUUGAAGAUGUUCAGGUUCUGUUGGACAGAGAGCAUGAAGAAAUGUUAUUUAAUCAGAGAAGAGAACGGAAUGGUAACUUCAACUUUGAGGCUUAUCACACCUUGGAAGAGAUUUCCCAAAAAAUGGAUGACCUCGUGGCUGAGUACCCCGAUCUAGUGAGCAAAGUGAAUAUUGGUUCCUCUUUCGAAAAUCGGCCCAUGAACGUGCUCAAGUUCAGUACCGGAGGAGACAAGCCGGCCAUCUGGCUAGAUGCUGGGAUCCAUGCUCGAGAGUGGGUUACACAAGCGACUGCACUGUGGACAGCAAAUAAGAUUGCCUCUGAUUAUGGAAACGAUCCAUCCAUCACAUCCAUUUUGGACACAAUGGAUAUCUUCCUGCUGCCCGUCACAAACCCCGAUGGAUAUGUGUUCUCUCAAACCAAAAAUCGCAUGUGGCGGAAGACCCGGUCCAAAGUAUCUGGAAGCCGCUGUGUGGGUGUUGAUCCUAACCGGAACUGGGACGCAGGUUUUGGAGGACCCGGAGCAUCCAGCAAUCCUUGCUCUGAUUCAUACCAUGGACCCAGUGCCAACUCCGAAGUUGAAGUGAAAUCCAUAGUGGACUUCAUCAAGAGUCACGGAAAAGUCAAGGCCUUCAUUACCCUCCACAGCUACUCCCAGCUGCUGAUGUUCCCCUAUGGGUAUAAAUGCAGCAAGUUAAAUAACUUUGAUGAGCUGAAUGAAGUGGCCCAAAAGGCCGCCGAAUCUCUGACAAGCCUGCAUGGCACCAAGUACAAGGUGGGACCUAUCUGCUCAGUCAUCUACCAAGCCAGCGGAGGAAGCAUUGACUGGGCCUACGACUCUGGCAUCAAAUACUCGUUUGCCUUUGAACUGAGAGACACGGGUCGGUACGGCUUCCUCCUGCCUGCCAAGCAGAUCCUGCCCACCGCCCAAGAGACCUGGCGUGGCUUGAAGACCAUCAUGGAGCACGUGCGAGACCAUCCCUAUUAGGGUCGUGGGGGAACAAACACCAUUAAAACUCUCUGGCUUGAAGCAAA
Messenger RNA from Phyllostomus hastatus (greater spear-nosed bat), 1367 nucleotides. RefSeq names its product carboxypeptidase A2 (gene CPA2). The coding region runs from base 67 to 1320 and encodes 417 amino acids. NCBI's taxonomy places the organism in Eukaryota, Metazoa, Chordata, Mammalia, Chiroptera, Phyllostomidae. The transcript is spliced from 11 exons. Gene Ontology annotation, molecular function: zinc ion binding; metallocarboxypeptidase activity. Gene Ontology annotation, biological process: proteolysis. The record is from RefSeq and is a predicted model, not a curated record.